This is a messenger RNA of Aureobasidium uvarum, 1767 nucleotides long. NCBI's taxonomy places the organism in Eukaryota, Fungi, Ascomycota, Dothideomycetes, Dothideales, Saccotheciaceae. The record is from the annotation of a GenBank genome assembly.
AUGAUGGNNACCAGUAUAUGCGAGACGACACCUGGAGUCAACUCAUUCUCUGGCUACGUCCAUCUGCCAUCCGCACUCUUGAUAGAAACGCAAGACCCUUCCGAUCCUUACAACAUCUCGACUUUCUUCUGGUACUUUGAGGUCAGCAUUGAUUGUUCGGAUACAUCGCUCACAUUGCUGAUGUGCGUUAGUNCUCGUAACAACCCCAGAGCUGCUCCGCUUACCAUCUGGCUUGCGGGGGGUCCAGGAGAUGCAUCUUCCUUCACUGCCGUGACCGAAAAUGGUCCCUGCUAUGUGAACGAAUUCUCCAAUGGCACUAUUAUAAACGCAUACUCUCUGAACGAACAUUCGAAUGUUUUGUUUAUCGAUCAGCCUGUCCAAUCAGGUUUCUCAUACUCGACGUUCUUGAACAGCACUUUCAACUUCAACAAUCUCGAUCUGUUCGCUUCUCCGAUCUCCCCAAUCGACUCUUACAAUGGCACCGUUCCUGCAGAGAACGCGACCUUCAAGUAUGGUGUUUGGGCCGAUCCAGAUCCAAGUCGUACGGCUAACACUACCGAAAAUGCGAUGAAGCCAUUGUGGCACUUCCUCCAAGGCUGGUUUGAAAACUUUCCAGAAUACAAAACUCGAGACAAGCGAGUCAAUAUCUGGGGCAAUUCCUAUGGCGGCUUCUGGACCACAGGCUUGACCAGCUACAUCCUGAAUCAAAACGCACGCAUCAGCAACGGUACCUUGCCAGGCAAAGUCAUAAAAGUAAACACCAUGGGUGUCACGAAUGGUUGUGUGGAUGCAUACAAUACGGCAUCCUCCAUCGCAGAAAUCCUCCACAACAAUACGUACAACACUUCCUUCUUGUCCAGCGACAUCUACGCCGAAGUCCAGAACAAUCUUACACAGAGCGGUGGCUGCUAUGAUCAAAUUAACCAAUGUCGUGCGCUCGUCGCUGAGUCUGAUCCAGAAGGCAAUGGCACAAACGACACUGUCAAUGCUGCCUGUGCUACAGCCACUGCAUAUUGUUUCGCCUAUGGAGGAAGUGGAGCUUACACCGGACUCUCUGGCCGCAGCGUCUUUGACAUGUCACAACCUGCUCUAGCCCCAUUCCCACCAUACUACGGCAUCGGAUACCUCAACCGUAAUGAUGUGCGCAAAGAGCUGGGUGUACCGGUUAUGUUCGCCCAAAACUCGGCAAGCGUACAAGCCAACUUUGUCGGCAUCACGGGCGACACCGCACGAUUUGACGGUAUUCGACGCUUGAACCAGAUCCUAACUGCAGGCGUCAAAGUGUCUUUGAUAUUCGGCGAUCGAGAUACCAGAUGUAAUUGGUUGAACGGAGAAGCAGUCGCCAAUGCUGCCAAAUGGCCAGGUCAGCGCAACUUUGCAUCUGCUGGCUACGAAGACACGAAGGUUAAUGCAACAUACGUCGGUGGUCUGACCCAACAAUCCCAGAACUUGAGCUUUACCAGAGUCUUCCAGGCAGGUCAUGCAGUUGGCUACUUCCAACCUCAGACCGUGCUAGAGAUCUUUGAGCGCAGUAGUAUAUGGGACCAUGAUGUUGCUACUGGGACUCGUGAUCUGGCCGUCAAUGGCAGAUAUCGUACCAGUGGACCUAUUAGUGCUUGGAGUCAUUUUGAAAUUCUGCCAGACGAACCUGCCCCGCUUUGCAAUAUUUGGGCUGCGGCAGUUGCUUGUACGGAUGAGCAGUUGCAGGCGUUGUUGGAUGGGAGUGCGGUGAUCGAGCAUGACAUUGUUGUGAGCCCGGCUGCUUGA